Arabidopsis lyrata subsp. lyrata is the source of this 1270-nucleotide messenger RNA. RefSeq lists its product as uncharacterized. Bases 526 to 1227 code for a protein of 233 amino acids. NCBI's taxonomy places the organism in Eukaryota, Viridiplantae, Streptophyta, Magnoliopsida, Brassicales, Brassicaceae. The record is from RefSeq and is a predicted model, not a curated record. The transcript has 6 exons.
UCUAAUUUGUCUUUCUGCAUCACUUUGGUUUCUUUUUUUUUUUUUGUUUCUUCUUCUUCCUCUUCAAGUUGCUUCUCUUCAAAGAAUGAAGGUGAAGUUCGUGGAGGAAGAAAAUAUGUUUUUCUCAAUUUUAAAAUAUAAAUUUGAAAAAUUUGUGUUACAUUGUUUUUUUAAAUGGAAAUUUCUAUGCGUUUUUCAAUUAACAUUUUCCGGGUUUCUCAAAUUGUCUUAUUUAAUCGAAACUAUCCAAACUCUCACAAAAAUAUCAAUAGAAACAUAAUUUUUUGGUUUGAAUUUUGAUGAUUUUGAUUUGAGUUUGACUAUGAAGAAAAUCAAAACGCGUGUUUACUCCACAGCUGGACGAACUGGGCCUAAAUGUUGGCCCGGCCCAUUGAUAUAUUGUUUGUCACUGCUCCGGAGACCAUUUGUUUCUUAAUUUCAAAAAGUUUUCAUUUUCUCUAAUUUCAAAACAAAAAUAAAUUUCCCUCAUUCUUCAAGCUCCUGCUUUUUCUCCAAACAACAAAAAUGGCGGUAGAGGCUCUCUUUAAAAAGAUUUUCAGCUGCUGCUUUGGCCAAGAUGAUGAUGAUGAUGAUGAUUCAUUUCUCUAUGGAGUUGCUCUUCUCUUCCAUGAAGAAGAAGUCGUGGCUCAGCACCUUAUUCAUCAUGAUGAUGAUGCUCUUCAAUCUGCAGAAGCUCAUGAUGAUGCAUUUCUCUAUGGAGUUGCUCAACUCUUCCAAGAAGAAGAAGUCGUGGCUCAGCACCUUAUUCAUCAUGAUGAUGAUGCUCUUCAAUCUGCAGAAGCUCAUGAUGAUGCAUUUCUCUAUGGAGUUGCUCAACUCUUCCAAGAAGAAGAAGUCGUGGCUCAGCACCUUAUUCAUCAUGAUGAUGAUGCUCUUCAAUCUGCAGAAGCUCAUGAUGAUGCAUUUCUCUAUGGAGUUGCUCAACUCUUCCAAGAAGAAGAAGUCGUGGCUCAGCACCUUGCACUUGUUGUUCCACAGCGUCUACAUCUUAAACCUCGUCUGAAUUUGCCUUCCUUUGCAAGGAAAUUCAAUCCAAAUCGUGUGGGGCUUGCCCAGAAGGUCAACCACACUCCUUCUCAGAAGAAAGAGAACAAUAGAAAACUCACUGCAAAGAAAAUUGCUAAAUUCAAGAAGGACAAAGAAGAAAGCAAGAAGAAAAAAGGAGGUCUUUACCAGGGGAUUGUGUCUCAACAAGCUGAUUGGUAGGAUUAGUAUAUUUCUAUAGGAUGAUAAAAAUAUAUAUAUAUAU